AUGCCAUCCACAGGAGUCAGUAAGGAAUUAGUGCACUUCUCGCAGGAUUUUCUCUACUUCCCUCUUCCCCUCACGGAUGUGACGAUUGAGAAUAUUGUCCAGCUGCGGAGUUUACUCCCACGUACAGGGAAUAAUGGAGAGAAUGUCAUUGCGUUUAAAGUACUCUGCAGUGUACGCAAUCGAUAUAGUGUACGUCCAUCUACUGGAUUUAUUCUCCCAGGCGAAAGUGUCAAUAUUAAAUUUCUCUUGGAUGCCCAACAACUUCGACGGAAUGCCGCGAAUAACAAAGAUGGCAGUGCGGCGAAUGCCUUACCUGAUGUAAAUACACACGAUGAUAUUGUGGUGGACCUCGUGGUGGUGCCAAGAGAUCAGGCCAUUAUGUACCUCCAGCGCCAACAGAAUAAUAAUAAUAAUAAUUCAAAGGGAAACACAAAGGAAAGUAAUAAUAAGGCGAAUAAUAAUAAUAAUAAUAACAGUAAUAACAAUAAUGUCAGCAACAGCAACAACAGCCAUAGUUACAUGAACAGCAACAAUACACCAGUGUGUGUGGAGGAGGCCGCCACCUUCUGGAAGGAACGUGGACAAGUCCGUGCAGAUGAUAUCCAAGCCACUCGCCGAAAACUACGUUGUGUAUAUGGAGAGAAGAAUGUGCCGGAUUCCCUCGUAAUGCGGUUUAGCACAGAGAAGUUGGUAAGUUCAGAAGAGACCCCCGUUAUCAACACACCGCGGAGGAGCAGCAACAAUCACAACAAUCACAACAACGUCAAUAUUGACUCUCUCCUACUUCCACCCACAGUUCCCCGCACACGUCCACACACCAAUCACAUGGAUCUACACAGACGAACGGCACCAUCCGCCCCGCCGCGGUCCUCCCCCUCAGCGUCUCUCUCCAAUCGCGAGAAAACACCCAGCUCGGUGGGACCCUCCUCGCCAUCAAAGAGUGUGGGAAUGAAUAAUUCUCAAGCCGCUGCAGUGGGAAGAACUGCAGGGUCGCCAUUUGCGCCACGCAUGGAUGGUGGGAGUAACAAUUAUAAUACUAUUACUAAUACUAAUACUACGACGACUACGACGACUGCUAGUAAUAAUAAUAAUUUGUUUAUGUCAAUUGGGAGUGGAAAGGAAGAUAAGGAGGAUUCGUUUUGGCAUAAGUAUUUGUAUUACAAAAUACCGUACCCUAUGCUGGGAGUUCUACUGGUCCUCUCGUUCCUGUGUGCAUUGUUUGAGCGUGGAACACUAUUGAGUUGGCUCUUGAUUGGGCAAUAG
Trypanosoma theileri is the source of this 1263-nucleotide messenger RNA. RefSeq lists its product as uncharacterized. Lineage: Eukaryota; Euglenozoa; Kinetoplastea; Trypanosomatida; Trypanosomatidae. The coding region runs from base 1 to 1263 and encodes 420 amino acids. The record is from RefSeq and is a predicted model, not a curated record. The transcript has a single exon.